Venustampulla echinocandica is the source of this 1680-nucleotide messenger RNA. RefSeq lists its product as uncharacterized. The coding region runs from base 1 to 1680 and encodes 559 amino acids. The record is from RefSeq and is a predicted model, not a curated record. The transcript is spliced from 2 exons. Lineage: Eukaryota; Fungi; Ascomycota; Leotiomycetes; Helotiales; Pleuroascaceae.
AUGUCCCCGGAUGCCACUUCUCCCUAUCCAGACCGGCCGAUUCGGCCGCUGCCCAAGCGUCCUCUUCGUGAGCGGCUGUCACCAGAUGUGGCCGAAUCGAUAAGAUACCCACCGGCGCCAAAAACCACCACUCCACUGUUCUACCAUCCCUACAAUGGACGCGAAGAUGCUGGGACAAAUGGAUUGGUAGAAUCCCAACAUCCUAGUGAGAGGGAGAGAGCAGAGGAGAUGGAGCGAGGGUAUAUCACCAGGAAGUGUGGAGAUGAGUUGGACAGUGAUGAGGACGAAGCGGCGUAUCGAAGCCGAACAUAUUCGAGACAUUCCGAGACUGCCACUGGGCGAUCCUACCGAUACGUUCAAAAGCCCGACUCGAAGAACCCAAAUCCGCACCCUCCCGGAUCCACUGCGUCAUCAGCGGAUAGCUACGACUCUUUCGAGAACACAAACAACAAGAAAAAGCGCAAGAUCCCUACACCGGGCGACUCCAAUCUCAAUGGCAGCCAUCUGUCUAGUGAUUUAGCGGGAAUGGGAAUCUCAAAUCCUGAUGACACAGUGGAUGAUGGUGGUGGUAAUGUGGGAGCAUAUUAUAGCCCGGGAAGCGCGGCCUCGCAAGGACUCUCUGGACCGGGAAGGGGUAGAUAUGGACGUAUCCGAAAUGGUAGAAGUCCUCUGAGAACCUUGUCAGAUUCAGCAAACUGGAGCAACGGACGCACAACUAAGCAAAGACAGCCUCAAUGGCCAACGUCUACCGAAACCCCAGGAAUCAUCUCAAGAUCCAUCGCGGAUGCGAAUGCUGACAAAAACCCCAUUACUCCUGCAAGAGGCCAAGAGAAUAUCAGUUUAUUACAACAACAAGCCUCCAAAAAACCGACCCCAGCGCCAACCCAGUUUACCUUUACGUGUGAUUCGCAAGUGUCAGGGACGGUUGCUUGGCCUGGUCCAACCACUUCUGCUCCUCUCCACCAAGGCCCAGGUACUGCUAGAAUGAGUACUCAUGCUACCCAGACAAGCCCCAAUAUACCUGCAAGCCACGGUACACCCGCUGCCAUGACACAGGCAAAGCAAGGUCUUUCUGCAUCGCAACACCAGAACGCCGGCCAGAAGGAGAACCAAGCUCAACCUGCACCUACGAAGAAGAAUCGUCGCCGGACUGCUGAGAAGGAAUACGUAGCUGCGGCUCGGCAGCGUCGACAACAGCAGGAAUUCCGAAAUUAUCACCAUCCUCCUGCUCCAGAAGAUGUUUGGAUCUGCGAGUUCUGCGAGUAUGAACGCAUAUUUGGCACACCACCCACUGCUCUCAUCAGGCAGUAUGAGAUCAAGGACAGACGGAUUAGGAAACAGGAAGCGGAGCGGCGGAGAUUGUUGGAAAAGGCAAAGAUGAAGGGACGUAAGGGAAAGAAGGGAAGCAAAGUUGCUGCGAAGACGGCAUCCGCAGCACAAGAUCGGCAGGGCUCACACCAGCCUGCUCAGCACGCCCCUUCGAUGAACCAGAGCCACAGUCAGGGGACGCAGAGCGAGGAGUACUACGAGGAUGAAUAUGAUGAUGAGUACGCCCAGGACGACCCUCCACCGCCAUCGCCGGCAGCACCCGCAACUCGCCGACCCGAUGUCGUACAUCACGGCCCCAUGAAGCAUGCAGUCCCUACUGGCGUUGGCGGCAACGGAAUCCCGGUAUCUUGA